GUUUUGUCAACUGUUGAUCACAUUUACAGUCCGGUUUAAUAACCUGCAUUCUGUUUAAGACUGGUUUCAUCCUGGUGCAGGAUUACAGGUGAAGAAAACUGAGAUUACAUUUGAUAUAAAAGAUCAUGCCAGACAGCAUUCUGGAGGAGAUUUUUAUAAAAAGAUCCCAGCAAAAGAAGAAGACCUCACCUUUAAACUUCAAAGAGAGGUUGUUUGUACUCACUCAGGAUAAGAUAUCAUACUACGACUAUGACAUUGAUAAAGGGAAAAGGAAAGGGCUGAAGGGCUAUGUUGACAUUGAAAAGGUCAAAUGUGUGGAGGUGGUGUUACCUGAAGACAGUGCGCCUCCUGAACGACUCUUCCCAUUUCAGAUAAUCUAUGAUGAAGGUCCCCUGUAUGUAUUUGCAAAGUCAGAUCAAGUUCGAAAGCAGUGGCUACACAAAUUAAAGAAUGUGGUACGGUUCAACAAAGACUUGAUACAGAAGUAUCACCCCUGCUUCUGGGAGGAUGGCAUGUGGAAGUGUUGCCAGCAGGAGGUUAAGCAGGCCAUGGGUUGCAGAGUGCUGGAGACCAAUAAUGGAGGGUUUCCGAGCAGAUGUUCCAGGAAACGUGAUUCCAGGAAGCCUCUCCCACCAACACCACUCGAGGAGGAAAAGCCACCCAGACCACUGCCCCCCCAGCCACCCAUGCCCACAGACUUCAGUGUGGGCAUGACUGUUAUAGCUGAAUAUGAGUACACACAAAUGGCUCCCCAAGACUUGGAGUUGAGGAAAGAUGAGGAGUACAUACUUUUAGAAAUCAAUGAUCCCAACUGGUUUAAAGCUAAAGAUAAGUACGGAAAUGAGGGCUACAUCCCAAGUAACUAUAUUGCUCAGGCAUUGAAUGGAUUGGAGAAACACAGCUGGUACUGCAAGAACAUCAACCGAAGUCAAGCAGAGAAUUUACUCAAAACAGAAAAUAAAGAUGGUGGUUUCUUGGUGAGAGACUCUGGAAAAUUCACUGGAAAAUACACUGUCUCUGUCUUCACCAAGGCUGGUGGGGAUAGUGUUGGCAGCUGCAGACAUUACAACAUUUGCGUCACCACACAAGGCCAGUUCUAUCUAGCAGAGAAGCACAACUUUAGCAGUAUCCCAGAACUUAUUAAUUACCACCAGCACAAUGCAGCAGGUCUGGUGAGCAGACUAAAACACAUUGUGUCAAAUCGGGCUCAGCAUGCUCCAUCCACUGCUGGUCUGGGUUACGGUGGCUGGGAGAUAGAUCCUCGUCAACUAACAUUUAUCAGAGAACUUGGCAGUGGGCAGUUUGGUGUGGUAAAGUAUGGGAUGUGGCAAGGCCGUCAUAAUGUGGCAAUUAAGAUGGUCAAAGAGGGCUCAAUGUCUGAGGAUGACUUCAUUGAUGAGGCCAAGGUCAUGAUGAAACUCUGUCAUGAAAACCUGGUGCAGCUCUAUGGUGUUUGCACAAAACAACGACCCAUCUACAUAGUCACAGAAUAUCUGGAAAAUGGAUGUCUGCUGGACUACUUAAGGGACGGCUUGCAGCACCCCUCUAGCAUUCUGCUCCUUGAAAUGUGUAAAGAUGUCAGCGAGGGCAUGACCUACUUAGAGGCCAAUCAGUAUAUUCACAGAGACCUGGCUGCUAGGAACUGUUUAGUAGAUUCAAAUGGAACCAUUAAAGUGACUGAUUUUGGAUUGUCAAGGUAUGUCCUGGAUGAUGAAUACACCAGCUCUGUUGGCUCAAAAUUCCCAGUGCGCUGGUCACCUCCUGAAGUCCUCCUUUUCUGCAAGUUCAGCAGCAAGUCAGAUAUCUGGGCAUUUGGUGUUUUGAUGUGGGAGGUGUACACUCUUGGCAGAAUGCCAUAUGAUCGGUGGAACAAUACAGAUAUAGUGGAGAAAGUAUCUGCAGGUCACAGACUUUAUCGGCCACAGAUGGCCAAUGACAAAGUUUAUUCCAUAAUGGCCAGCUGUUGGCAUGAGAAACCAGAGGAACGACCCACAUUCCAGGAUCUUGUCAUGGUCAUCAAGGAUUUGCUCUUCAACAUGUAAUAGAUAAUGACCAUAGACAACUACUGUGGGUCGUUGGACAUUUAGGAUACAAUCCAUGUGUAUGGGACAGCAAGAAUCAAUAUAAAGGACUCCAUUAAAUUCCUUCUAUUAAGGAACCCAGUAAUGUGAAUGUUACUUCUUUAAUAAUUUGGCAUGCAUUUAAAAUGUUGCAUUCUUUGUUUUGAGCCAAGGGAAAAGGUGAUUGGAAUGAAACUGAUCAUUUAACAUUUCAGAAGCUAUGCUUCAUUUAUAAAAUUACCCUCUACAUGUUUCAUAUCCAAAUCAAAAGCUACUCUUUAAUAUUUUUAUGUUUACAAUAAUGAAUAAUAACCAGCUACAACAAUUAUCAUAGCAAUAAGAAAUCCAGGAUUGUAUGCAUUUCAUGUACAUAUUGACUGUGUGUUGAAUUUAAUUGUUGAUUUGACUAAGACUUGAUAUUAAGAAUACAAUAUGAGUAAACUUGAGUAAAACCAUAGUUACAAAGCACCACCUAGAAGAAAUCUUCCAGUCUUGGUGUGUAAAUGUUUCUUUAAUUAAAAUCCCAUCCUCUCCUGUUGUUGAACUUUUAUGCAUAUUUAAUUAAAGGCUUUUAUGUUGCUGUGCAAUUAAUAAAAUGAGAGUGGUUUC
Molecule: messenger RNA, 2669 nt
Organism: Xyrauchen texanus (razorback sucker)
Lineage: Eukaryota; Metazoa; Chordata; Actinopteri; Cypriniformes; Catostomidae
Gene: btk
Product: Bruton agammaglobulinemia tyrosine kinase
Exons: 18
Coding region: 126-2042 (638 amino acids)
Biological process (GO): T cell receptor signaling pathway; peptidyl-tyrosine autophosphorylation; B cell receptor signaling pathway
Molecular function (GO): protein binding; non-membrane spanning protein tyrosine kinase activity; ATP binding
Source: RefSeq, a predicted model, not a curated record